Molecule: messenger RNA, 2082 nt
Organism: Cryptomeria japonica (Japanese cedar)
Lineage: Eukaryota; Viridiplantae; Streptophyta; Pinopsida; Cupressales; Cupressaceae
Product: G-type lectin S-receptor-like serine/threonine-protein kinase At2g19130
Exons: 3
Coding region: 1-2082 (693 amino acids)
Biological process (GO): protein phosphorylation
Molecular function (GO): protein kinase activity; ATP binding
Source: RefSeq, a predicted model, not a curated record
AUGGGAAAUAUAUUCUUAAGCCUGCUUUUUACAGUCACCCUGUUUAUUCAACUGAACAGUAAUAGUGGUGCUCGAGAUACUCUUUCGCUGGGUGCCUCGCUUACUGGAAAUCAGACAAUCAUUUCAAAGAAUGGCACAUUUGAGUUGGGAUUCUUCAGCCCAAAUGGAAGCAAAUGGUAUAUUGGCAUCUGGUAUGCCAAAAUUCCAGAGAAGACGUAUGUUUGGGUGGCCAACAGGGAGACUCCAGCGAGAAACCGGUCAGGCGUUUUGAAGCUGUCACGAGAAGGUAAUCUGGUAUUGUUCGAUGCAGAGGGCGCAUCUCUUUGGUCAGUCAACACAACAAACAAGGCCUUCCGAGCUGUGAUAUUGGAUUCUGGUAAUUUUCUAAUUCUGACCGAUGGCAAUAAAUCUGAAACUGUUUGGGAGAGUUUCGAGAAUCCUGUAGAUACCUUGUUGCCCGGGAUGAGGUUCGGUGGACAGCAAAAGUUAGUCUCUUGGAAAAGCUCAUUGGAUCCUGCUCCUGGGCUUUUUGCCCUACACAUGGAUCCGUCUGGUGCAAAACAAUUUGUUCUGACAUGGAACAAUUCUGUACACUAUUGGACGACUGGAACUUGGGACGGCAAAAUUUUCAGUGGAAUUCCAGAAAUUGCAGACAAACAACUUUUCAAUGUCAGCGUUGAAGGUAAUAGCUCUGGUUUGUAUUUCACUUAUAUGUUGGUUCCUAACUUCAAUGCACUCGCAAGAAAUCUUCCGCUCUGCAGCUGCGAUGAAGGCUUCAAACCCACAGACGAUCGCGCCUGGCUUUCGCAAGAUUGGGCGUCCACUGGCUGUGUUCGGCAGAGCCCGUUAAACUGCAGCACUGACCGAUUCAUGGACAAUGGUGUAACUUUGCCUGAUGAUGAGGCUUCCUCAUACGCUGCAUCCACAAAGAAAGAUUGCCAGGAAGCCUGCCUCCGCAACUGUUCGUGCACCGCGUUUGCUUUCAAUCCGCCUUCAGGGGCGUGCCAAGUCUGGUCUGGAGAUUUGCUAAACAUGCGCAACUCUACUCCAUCAAAAAUCAAUUCAAAUGUCUUCAUUAGAGUAGGUGCUUCUCAACUUUCAAUGAAAAGCAAAACCACAAGUAUUGUAGGCGUCGUGCUGGGUAUCGUUGUUGCACUCACCGUUGCCCUGGGUAUCUGUUCAGUAUUAAUUUGGCGGAGGCAUCAGCAGCGGUCGAUGGACAGGCCUGCAGAUUCCUCGGACUCUUUUCUGAGAAUGUUUAGUUACAAGGAGUUGAAAAUUGCAACAAGGAAUUUCAGGUCUAAGUUGGGGAGCGGAGUAUCCGGCUCAGUGUUCAAAGGAUCUCUACAAGACGGUACGCUUGUGGCCGUUAAAAACAUGCAGGGGUCAAGACAAGAUGAGAAACAAUUUCGGGCGGAAAUCAGUUCUCUGGGAAACAUACAUGUGAAUUUGGUCAGGCUGCGAGGGUUUUGUGCACAAGGAUCAAAACGGUUACUGAUUUAUGAUUACAUGCCCAACGGAUCUCUCAAUUCCCUCCUGUUCACAAGUAAUUCCACGAGUAAGAAAAAGGUGCUCGACUGGAGGACCCGAUUUGAGAUUGCAUUAGGCACCGCCAGAGGCGAUGUGAAGCCCGAAAACAUUCUGCUGGACGGUGAUUUAUCACCGAAGUUGGCCGACUUUGCGUUGGCAAAGCUUAUGGGUAGAGAUUUAAGCCGCGUUCUAACCACUACAAGAGGAACGAGAGGUUACUUGGCUCCAGAAUGGAUCUCUGGUCUUCCCAUCACUCCCAAAGUUGAUGUCUACAGUUUUGGUAUGACACUCUUGGAAAUCAUUUCUGGGCGAAGAAAUCUAGACUUAACCGUGCAAGAUUCAAGUUUGUAUUAUUUUCCCCCGUUUGCUGCAACUCAAAUUCAACAGGGGAAGACGAUUAAUAUUGUUGAGGAGGGUAUUGCAGAGGCGGCAGACAUGGAAGAGGUGGGAAGAUCGUGUGUUGUAGCAUUGUUACGCAUUCAAGAGGAUGACGAAGUGAGGCCCAGUAUGAGACAAGUGGUGCAAAUGCUGGAAGGGAAGAUGGAGCCUUGA